Pieris macdunnoughi is the source of this 720-nucleotide messenger RNA. Lineage: Eukaryota; Metazoa; Arthropoda; Insecta; Lepidoptera; Pieridae. The record is from the annotation of a GenBank genome assembly.
AUGGAAGAAGAUUCCGCUAAGCAAACGAAAAAAAAAAGUAAAGAACGCAAAGAUAGUCGCGGCCGAAAUGAGUCAGACGCUCAGGAAGAAAUAAAAAAAUUCAAGGAGAAUUUACUGCAGUCUGUGGCUGACGGGGGGAUUAUUCUUGGCGAUAAUUCUUUUGAGCUUUCGGUUCCUGAGCCGAGAGCUCGCUCCGGUUCGAAAGCCCGCGAAGCUUUGGAAGUCUCUGCCAAUAUAUUAGCGGAACUGGACGAGAAUAAGAUCUUCGAACUUAAGGAGGCAUUUCUCCUAUUCGAUCUGGACGGUGACGGGUGCAUAGAUCACAACGACCUACGUGGGACUUUUAUCAGCUUAGGAGAAAAUGUAGACGAACACGCCGUCAGCAACAUGCUAUCUGAGGCCACAAAUCCGUUGGACUUCGACGCAUUCGUCAACCUUCUCGGAUUCAAAACGCUUGAACUGGAUUCAGAGGAAAUUCUAGUGACUGCCCUGUCUCGAUGGGACCCUGAAAACACUGGAUACAUACCAGAAGCAAGAAUUCGCCAUGAUUUAAUGACGUGGGGUGACCGUUUUACGGAAAAAGAAGCGGACUACGCUUUGGAUGAGGCCCCGAUGAUGUCGGACAAAAAUGGCUAUAACCUCAUAGACUACAAACAAUUCUGUAGAAAGCUCUGUGGGCUUAAGAAAACUAAUAAACAAGUACUCGAAGUACAGAAUUGA